GCCUUCUUAUGAACCAUACAUUGCAUGCAACCAAUUCUGAAGAUUGACGACGACAUUCAUGAAGCCUUCUCAACUUUCUCUGUUUCAUCACAUUCUUCUCAAGCUUUGUCUUCAACCCAUUUAUAUUUAAUCAACGAGGUUCUCGUUUAUAGCCCCCAUUUGAAUUUCUUGCAUGAAUUCCCUUUGUUUUCACCCCAUUUCUCUUCCCCCUUCUUCUCAUUUUCUCCAUUGAAUUUCAAAUUUUUAUUGUUCAUCACUCUGCUUUCCUCAUGCCUACUCUCCUUAAUUACACUGGGGAUGAUGAAUUUCACUCGGGUUGUUUCUUUUACUCAACUUCUAUGGAGGAUUUUACCUAUUUUCUGCCCAUUUCUUCUCGUAUGGAUGUGUAUUGUCAGCCCAGCAAAAGGGUUCGAACCAAUUUCAGAAUCCCAUUUGAUAGAAACGAUUUCGAGGAAGAGGGUAAAAACCCUUCUAUUGAUGAUCUUCCUGAUGAAUGCCUCUUUGAAAUCUUUAAGCGUUUGCAAAGUGGAAAAUCAAGGAGCUCUUGUGCCUGCGUCUCUAAGCGAUGGCUUAUGCUUCUAAGCAGCAUCCGCAGGGAUAAUGAAGAUCGUGGAGAUCAAGAACUUGAAAAUAAUGGAUAUCUUACAAGACAUUUGGAGGGGAAGAAAGCAACAGAUAUAAGACUUGCUGCAAUUGCUAUAGGAAGCAUUAACCAUGGAGGAUUAGGAAAGCUUUCUGUUAAAGGGAUGAACUCUAUAUGUAGAGUUACUAAUGUUGGUCUUACAUCAAUAGCAUAUGGUUGCUCCACCCUUCGAGCUCUCUCUCUUUGGAAUAUCGCUUCGAUCAGCGAUGAGGGCUUGUUGGAGAUAGCUAAAGAAUGCCAUUUGUUAGAGAAAUUUGAUAUAUGUCAAUGCCCUUUGAUAUCCAACAGGGCUUUGAUUGCAAUAGCUGAAGGUUGUUCUAAUUUGACUGUUUUAAGUAUUGAAUCUUGUCCAAACAUUGGGAAUGAGGGUCUACAAGCUAUUGGAAGAUCAUGUCCUAAGUUGGAGUCCAUCUCUAUAAAGGAUUGUUCUCUUAUUGGGGAUUGUGGAGUUUCGAGUUUGAUUUCGUCUGCUUGUUCUUCAUUGCAUAAAGUGAAGCUUCAGGCCUUGAAUAUCACUGAUUUCUCUCUUGCUGUGAUUGGACAUUAUGGCAAGGUUCUCACCCAUCUGACCCUUUGCAGCCUAAAAAAUGUGAGUGAGAAGGGAUUUUGGGUGAUGGGAAAUGCUCAAGCUUUGAAGCUAUUGAUUUCAUUGACAAUUACUUCUUGUCAAGGAGUUACAGAUGUAAGCCUUGGAGCCAUAGGCAAUGGAUGUAAAAGCCUGAAGCAGAUGUGCUUUCGUAAGUGCAGUUUCAUUUCUGAUGAUGGACUUCAAGCAUUUUCCAAGGCUACAAGAACACUAGAGGUCCUUCAAUUGGACGACUGUAACAGAAUCACAAUUUCAGGUAUUAUCGGUUCAUUGACAAAUCAUGAAUCAAACCUGAAAUCUCUAGUUCUUGUUAAAUGCUCGGGAAUCAAGGAUACAACACUGCAAUCUCCCCUGCUCUCUUGUGGUUCAUCUCUCCGAUGGCUAUCGAUACGAAAUUGCACAGGUUUUGGUGCUGCAAGCCUAGCCUUAGUUGGGAGGUUGUGCCCUCAGCUUCAGCACCUUGAUCUUGUAGGUCUCUAUAGUUUAACAGAUGCAGUGUUGCUUCCUUUACUUGAGAGCUGUGAAGGACUUGUGAAGGUAAAUCUCAGCGGCUGCUUGAAUUUAACCGACGAAUCGAUUCACACCUUAGCCAGACUCCAUGGAGCUACCCUUCAACUAGUUAAUCUUGAUGGUUGUAGGAAGAUCACUGAUCAAAGCUUAGUGGCAAUAGCAGACAACUUACUAGUUCUCAACGAACUAGAUGUUUCCAAUUGUGCAGUCUCAGAUUGUGGGCUCAUCGCGCUCAGUCUUGCACGGCAUACCAAUCUGUUAAUCCUCUCAUUGGCAGGCUGCUGUGGGAUAACAAGUAGAAGCUUGCCUUCUCUUGAAAGAUUAGGAAAAACUCUGGUGGGGUUGAACCUCAAAGGCUGCAACUCCAUCAGCAGCAGCUCAAUUGAGGUUCUUGUAGAGAACUUGUGGAGAUGUGACAUCCUUUUAUAAACAAAUUCGGUUGUUGUCCAUUUUCUUCCAGCUCUCUUUAAUACAAAUGCUUGUCUCUAUCUGAGCUUCAACUGAUCCAAAUGAACCAAUUUCAGAGAAAACUAAGUAGCCAAAAUCCAAGCUUUGGUCUUGUCUUCAACCCUUCUCUGCAUUUGGACUUUCAGUUCAUUACAAACUUGUUUUGAUGGAAAAACAGUGUUUAUUUGUUGAGGGUUUGGUUUGGCUUUGUUGUGAUGAACCGAGGUUUCACUAAUGUCAAAUGACUUGAAUUCUAAAAACAAUGAAAACUAACCUUUUGUUUAUGUUACAAAGCUCUGGUCAACGUCAAGUUCAUUCACAAUCACGGAUCUCAUCCAUCACAAAUUGACGAGACCCCAAUUACGAUUUCACGUUCAAGAAAAGUCAUAAGAUCGUGAAAUUUUCAUAAAGGGUGAGAAUUUGUAUUUUUAUAAAAAUUGCAAUGCACCUUGAAAUUACUUUUGGGGUCUCAUCAACUCGUGACUCCGAGACGAAUUGAAUGUUGGUUGGUGUUUUGUGACGUAAGCAAAAUGUUAGUUUUCAUUCUUUCCAGAAUUUAGGCCAUUUGACAUUACCGCGUCAAAAUUUGGG
Benincasa hispida (wax gourd) is the source of this 2777-nucleotide messenger RNA. Its product is annotated as EIN3-binding F-box protein 1-like. Gene Ontology annotation, biological process: SCF-dependent proteasomal ubiquitin-dependent protein catabolic process. Lineage: Eukaryota; Viridiplantae; Streptophyta; Magnoliopsida; Cucurbitales; Cucurbitaceae. The record is from RefSeq and is a predicted model, not a curated record. Gene Ontology annotation, cellular component: SCF ubiquitin ligase complex. Gene Ontology annotation, molecular function: protein binding.